Messenger RNA from Pelobates fuscus (common spadefoot toad), 3885 nucleotides. It is a transcript of the gene ARMH3, whose product is annotated as armadillo like helical domain containing 3. The record is from RefSeq and is a predicted model, not a curated record. The transcript is spliced from 28 exons. Gene Ontology annotation, cellular component: cytosol. The coding region runs from base 466 to 2535 and encodes 689 amino acids. NCBI's taxonomy places the organism in Eukaryota, Metazoa, Chordata, Amphibia, Anura, Pelobatidae.
GCUCUCUCCUGUCUCCAUUGUCGUGGGAACCACCGCCCGUAGAACUCGGUGCGUUUUGGUCUCUGCCAAGAUGGCUGCUGUCAUAGCGUUACAGGAGCGCCGCUGGAGACACUUCGGAUCCGGUUAACUUCCGCCGCGGUUUUGUUGCCUGUGUGAGCGUUCGACGUGGGCGGAGCGAGUGCUGACAGCAGAGGGAGAGCGUGAGGCGGCGCCCGGCCAUGGGGGAGCUCCCAGUCAGGCUGCAGGCUGCCCCCCAGUGAGUGAGGCCUCUCCCAGGGCAGAGCUCAGGACUGGAGAAUUCAUCUGUUUGAGACAGAAAGAGAAGAACAACUUACCUGGCAUAUUGCUCUUUAUCCUACUGAACUUUGUGUCAGAGCUUCCUUUUUUUUUUUUAAUUUAUUUUUUAUCAUCUUCAACACAAGAGGACAUUGAAUGACAAAGUCCCCUUCAGAUUAUGCUUAAACCAUGGCUCAAAUAGAAAAGAAGGUUGGGCUUCUCCGGAAGUCUUCAGGUUCCAAGAAACCGCUGAAAGAAAAAGUGGUGUUGAUGUACGAUGAGAUAUUUGCGAAGGAAGAUCCUAGCAAAACCAACCCUAGAUUUUGGGAUGAACUUUUUCUAAUGAAGGUGAAUCUAGAGUACUUAGAAGCAAAACUGGAAUCAUUGGAUGGUGAAGAAUUAAUGAAGAUAAAGGACAACAUUAACAGUUUGUUCCAGCACUGUAUUCAGGCUUUGGGGGCCGAUCACCAAAUCCGAGUGGUGAAUUCACUGCAGACGCUAUGUGCAUUGAUUCGGGGUGUUCACCAAAAGAACAAGCCAACCUCCGGGUUUGAUAUCAUCAACAUGCUGAUGGGGUUCGAUAAGGCAGAGCUCCGAAUGAAGAAUUUGAUGGAGAGUUUAGAUGUUCUUUUGUGCGGAGAAGGAUCGGAAAAUCUGAAGAGCUUGUGUUUGAAGCUUCUUCUCUGCUUAGUGACAGUCACUGAUAACAUCAGCCAGAAUACCAUCCUGGAAUACGUUAUGAUUAAUAGCAUAUUUGAAGCAAUGUUACAGAUUCUGUCUAAUCCUCCUAGUAGAAGAGAACACGGCUAUGACUGUGUUGUUUUACUUGCACUCCUUGUUAACUACAGAAAGUAUGAGUCUGUAAACCCUUACAUUGUUAAGUUGUCUAUUGUGGAUGACGAGAACACACUCAAUGGGAUGGGAUUAGUAAUAGCUUGUGCAUUAUUUGAAUACAACACGCAAUACCGAGACAAGGAAGAAGAAAACCAGACGGGCUUUUUCUCAGCAUUAACAAAUAUGGUGGGCAGCAUGUUCAUAGCAGAUGCUGAUGAGAAGAUCUCUGUACAAACUAAUGAGGCCAUAUUGCUGGCCCUUUAUGAAGCUGUUCACCUAAACAGGAACUUCAUCACAGUUUUGGCACAGAGUCAUCCAGAGAUGGGAUUAGUUACUGUACCUAUCAGUCCAAGUCCUACCACACCAACUACUCCAUUGGGGACAACUCCUCCUUCUUCGGAUGUAAUGAGUCCCACGGAACUGCCCCUGGAUGCAGAUGUGCAGACGAGUAACCUGCUGAUUACCUUCUUGAAAUACAGUUCUAUUGUUAUGCAAGAUACAAAAGAUGAACACAGACUGAACAGUGGUAAAUUGUGCCUCAUCAUCCUGACAUGCAUAGCAGAGGACCAAUACGCCAACGCCUUUCUGCACGAUGAUAAUAUGAAUUUCCGUGUAAACCUUCACAGAAUGCCCAUGAGACACAGGAAAAAAGCAGCAGACAAAAACAUCCCUUGCCGUCCGCUAGUAUGCGCCGUACUGGAUCUGAUGGUAGAAUUCAUGGUGACACAUAUGAUGAAGGAGUUUCCUAUGGAUCUAUAUACACGCUGCAUUCAGAUAGUCCACAAGCUGUUGUGCUAUCAGAAGAAGUGCCGAGUGCGGCUUCAUUACACGUGGAGGGAACUCUGGUCAGCGCUAAUCAAUUUGUUGAAGUUUCUCCUGUCCAACGAGACUGUACUUCUAGCAAAAUACAACAUAUUUACCUUGAUCCUGAUGGUGGUGAAUUUGUUCAAUAUGUUCAUUACAUACGGAGACACCUUCCUUCCAACUCCAAGCAGCUAUGAUGAACUUUACUAUGAAAUCAUUCGUAUGCAUCAGGUUUUUGAUAACCUUUACUCAAUGGUGCUGCGGCUUUCAACCAACGCCGGUCAGUGGAAAGAGCCCUCUAGCAAAGUGACACAUGCAUUGGUCAAUGUCAGGGCCAUUAUAAACCACUUUAAUCCUAAAAUAGAAUCCUAUGCGGCUGUGAAUCACAUCUCACAAUUAUCAGAGGAACAGGUUUUAGAAGUUGUGCGAUCCAACUAUGACACCCUGACCUUGAAACUUCAGGAUGGCUUAGAUCAAUACGAGAGAUAUUCCGAACAGCAUAGAGAAGCGGCUUUCUUUAAGGAGUUGGCUCGAUCAAUCAGCAUCAAUGUUCGGAAGAAUCUUGCUUUUAACACACUGAGCCAGGAAAUUCUUCUGAAGGAAUUUUCAACCAUUUCAUGAAAAUGAACUCCUGAUGUGAUCAGAUGGCCACCAGAAGAGCUGGGACACAUUUCUACUAGCACUGUGGAUGGACUGUUGCGUCAGUGUUUCUAUUUCCUUUACACAUAACCUGCCUUUUUAGAGUACAAACAUAGGUCUUUGAUGAAUUCAGGUCCCCCUUGUUCCAAAUAUAUUGUCCAACUAAAAGAAUGGAAAUGAAAACUUCGCUUCCUAGAGACUGCUUGAGACUUUACUUGUGCAAUUUUAUUUUUUAGAGGAAAUUAAGUUAAUGGUGAGACUGACUUAUCCAGAAUCCUUCUUUGUUUUUCCUACAUAGACACGACAGGUUAGUGAAGCAGAUUUGGGAAACCAUUAAAAAGUGUUUUCCAGUGGACUUUUUUGUAUACUGUGAUAAAUGAAUUCUGAUCAUUGCAUUGCAGUGAAUAAAUCACUAUUUUAUGUGAAGGUGUACUUACCUGCUUUUUUAUUCCUUUAUCAAAGAUAAUACAAACAAAGAACAAAUGGAAGCAUCUGUAAAAUAUUUUAUAUUGGUAUGAUAAAGAUGUGAAAAGUGUACAUGAGAUUUUGUGGACAUGUUUACAUAUCAGUCUUUAAAGGAAAAGGUUUCUUCUGCCCCUCUCCUCCUUCAUGCCCAGUAAAGGGUUUAAAAAACUAAACUUUUCACUUGUCUGAUUCCAGCGCCAAAGUCCCUUGCCUCUGGAUCGAACCCCUCCUCUGCCGACGUCAGCUGAUGGGAAAGACCUAAUGUGCAUUCAGCGAGCCCUGUGCGUGCAUUACAUCUUCCCCACAGGAAAACAUUGACUCAGUGCUUCCCUUUGGGGUUUUAGAAGACGCUGGACAUCCUCAUGCAAAGUGUAAGGAUGUUCAGCGUCGUUUCACAUAGUCAACUGCAAGAAGCGCCUCUAGUAGCGGGUUCUGGUAGAGAACAUAAAGGCAGUCUUAGUACUGCAAUGUAAAUAUUAUUUGUUAACCCUUACACUGUCAUGGGUGGGCAGAGAGAUUUAUAAAGCUAGCAGUACAGAUUUCCUUUACUAACUCUUGAAAUGUCUGGGCUACAAGAUUGUCAAGAAUUUUAGCCAAAACAGCAGAACUGAAACGUCACUGACGUGGAGGAUCCAAUAUGGCUAAUUUGGCCUGAAAUACUUGCAGUUCACUUUGAAUCCCUGACAAUUAACACUUGAUGGAUUUACAUUACCAAAAUAUCUUUUACUUUUUUUUAAGUUGCCAUAUAUUACACAUUUUCUAAUUUGGAAGAAAUCUCCAUCUUUGCAGAGACCUGUAGUCUUCAUAAAGGAACAAUUCAGUAUAUCUUCCACUUUUUUAUGGACUGUAGCAAUAAUACAUUAAAAA